CACCUCUUCCCAGUACAGCAUCGUCAUCCACCAUCUCGCCCUUGUAUCCCCACCACCACCAUUACUCUCACCCUCACCCUUGGUACGACUUCCCCUCCCUUCCCCAGUCUGCCUUGCCACCUCAACGGUCUACUCACCCUACAGCGUGCUUACUACCCUUCACGCGUAACGCGACUGCAACGACCGCCACUCUACGCACACUCCAGUAACGACUCAGCCCUCUGACAAAGACCCUUGACGAAAACUCCUUCCCAUUGUCCUGGCAAGACUAUUUCGCUGGCUAUCUGUCGACCAAAACCACAGUCAUUUGAUCUCUAGACUCAUUAUCUCUUCCAUUCUUUCAUACUUCAUCUCGGCUCAAGUACAAUUGGGCCCCUGACGAACCUGACGAGCUCGCCAACGCAACUAGACCUUUCUGCCAUGGCCGACGAUCGCAGACCUAAGCCAUCUAGAGCCACCAGUGGUGGCAGCAAUGCCUCAGCGGGCGCAGGCACACCCACGAGGGGAGGUGGUGCAGGAAGAGCUUCUUCACCUGCCACCGUGCCGGCAACAGCGGGUGGUGCUCAGACACCUUCACAGAAGUCAAGACAGUCACCCUCGGGCUCAGGCUCAGCAGGCUCCACUCACGCACCCCCUCGAGACCAGCAGCAACGUAACACGCAGUCGAAUCUGGUCACACCAGGCAGAUCCAGUGGCGGCAGUGGUCGGAGGGGCGGUGGUGGUCACCGAGGAUCAGCAUCUCUUUCUUCCAAUGGUGGGACGCAAGCAGAUCCCGGAUCGGCCAUGAACAACCUCCAGCACUUGAUACAUGACAUGAAAGCGACUCCAAUGCAGACAUCUAACAGCAGCCCUGGGCAGCAAUACUCGACACCGCUACGUCAGGGCGAUCGCGAAGCUCCCUUGGACCUUGCUGCGCUGGGGGACCAGCUCGCCGCUCGAGAGGCUCAGCUUCAGUCGCAGCUUCAGAGGGAGCUCAAGCUACCUGGCAAUCACGGCUCACCCUUCCGGUCGCUCGGCAGUCUUGCAAGCGUGGGAGAGAACUCAGAAGUCACCUCGCCUCCUGUCUUGCAGCAAUCGGCUAGUCAUAAUCGAUCCGGAGGCCCGCGUUUUGCUGGAACAGCAGCCUUCCAAUCUGCCAUUGCUCGACAUGGCGGUAGCGCUGCGGACCAGCAGAUUAACAGCAGGCCAACCAGUCAGGAUCUUCGCAACCUCUCUCACAAUCGCCAGCUCAGCCUUCAAAAUCGCUUUGCUGAGCUUGGCUAUACACCUGGUGGCCUCGCUACGAUUCCAUUUGACUACGAGGAUGGGUCGACCGAUGACGGCGCUUCUGUAGCCGAGUUUAUGGGCACUGGCGCCUUUGACCCUACACGUGCUUACCAACAGCAAUCGCAGGAGGCUUCGCAUCAGACACAGCUGCCUCAUAGGAGGACAGGAAGCGACAUGUCUGGCAUGCAGUCUCGCUUUGGUGGCAAUGCAGGACUACAGCAGACUGACUUUGCAGCCGAGAGACUGGCCCUGCAGCAGCAGAUUGAGUUGUUGCAGCUACAGCAACAGCAACUACUGCAACAGCAAGGCUCUUUCAACCCUCUCGCUUCUCUGGGAGGACAGCUUCAGUCAGAGCGUUCUAGCACAACACCAGGCUCCCGCCGACUGCACCAGCCUGCCCAGUCAUUGUCAAACUUUAAUUUUGGCGGCAUCGGUAGCAUUGGUCAGCAACAGUCCGGACAGCAGCAAUCGGGCGAUAGAGGUCACAACCGCCGCCACUCGUCCAUGGUCGGAGCCAAAGGUGGAGCAGACUUGAGUGAUACUGCUGCCGCGGGAACGAUGCAACCGAAUCCCGCUUUUUCAUUCCCCAACAUCGCCUCACUGCAACAGUCUCAGCAGCAGCAGCAGCAGCAGCCGUCACAUCCUUCGCGUGGCGGUCACUUCAGUCACCCUUCCAUUCAAUUGUCGUCUGCUCUCUCGCCCGAAUAUCUCAUGGCGGGUGGCGGUCUGCUCAAUCUUUCGACCCUCGGCAUGGGUGGUGAGCUGGCUGAUGGUUUCGGUGGUGGUGCCGGAGCAGGUAAUCGCGCUAGUAUGCACAACCGAACGGGCAGCGUCACUGGCACUCCGUCGAGACGGAUCAAUGGGGGUCCAGGAUCCGGUGCUCAGAUUGGCGACCUGGCGCAGGCUCAGGCUCAGCUAGCAACGCUUCAUCAAUUCCGCUCUCAGGCUAGCAGUGGUCACAUCAAGAAUGCCUCGUACGGCGGUGCUGGCAGCAUGAGUGGUUUCAACCCAGCCAUGCUUAGCAAUCAGGGUGUCUUCGGUCAGCAAUUUGCAGCUCAGCAGCAAGGCAAUGCUGCGUCGCAACGCAAGGCCCUGUUCGGAUCCUACCUCCCUCAGGCUUCCCUUCCGCCCCUCCUCGCAGCUGGAAAGAUUGUUGUUGGGCAGAUUCGUGUCGACAAGCGCAACCGCUCUGAUGCUUACGUCUGCACCGAAGUACUAGACUCUGACAUCUACAUCUCAGGAUCCCGAGACCGCAACCGUGCGCUCGCAGGUGACAUCGUUGCCGUCGAGCUCCUCGAUCCACAGGAAGUUUGGUUGAACAAGAAGGCUAAAGAGGACAAGAAGAAGCACAAGGAGGAGAAUGGCGUUGUAUCGCGUAAGCCUGACAAGGCCAAGGACGAUUUAGAAGUCGAAGGCGCUCAGCUGCGUCUGGUGGACGAAGAGGAGGACACUGAGCAGGCUCCACCGGCUCUUGCAGGUCACGUUGUCGCCAUUGUGGAGCGAACACCUGGGCAGCUCUUUUGCGGGACCAUUGGUCUGCUGCGUCCUUCCUCUGCUGCUACCAAGGAAAAGCAGCAGGCCGAAAGAGCGCUCCGCGACGGGGCGAGUGCUGGUGACUCCCAACAAGAUGCUGCGGCUCGGCCGAAGAUUGUUUGGCACAGGCCGCUCAACAAGACGACUCCCCUCAUUGCCAUCCCGGCCGAUCAAGCUCCCGCUGCUUUCUGGGAGCCCGGAGGACAGGAGAAGUACGCCACGAUCAUGGUCACCGUUGCGAUCAAGCGUUGGCCGAUCACCUCUCUUCAUCCCUUUGGGACACUGGUGGAGGAGAUCGGAGUGAUGGGCAACGUCGAAGCAGAGACGCAGGCCAUCUUGAAGGACAACCUCUCCACUGCUACCGAAGACUUUGCCGAGAAUGCCCUCAAGUGCAUCCCUCCUCUGCCAUACUCGAUUCCGGACCGGGAGCUGGAGACGAGGAGAGACUUUCGCAAUGUCGACGUCUUUACCAUUGACCCUGCGACGGCAAAGGAUUUGGACGAUGCUGUUAGUGUCACUCCACUGGAAGGCGGUCUGUACGAAGUUGGUGUGCACAUUGCCGACGUCUCGCACUUUGUCAAGAUGAACUCGGCCCUCGAUCGAGAGGCAAGGAAGAGAUGUACGUCUGUGUAUCUUGUUCAACGGGUCGUGCCCAUGCUUCCAUCGACUCUGAGCGAGGAGCUUUGCUCGCUCGUGCCAGGCGUAGAGAGGCUGUGCUUCUCUGCAGUGUUCACGAUGAACAAGGAGGCCCGUAUAAUCGGGACGUGGUUUGGCCGGACCAUCAUAAAGUCUUGCGCCAAGCUGGCGUACGAGGAUGCACAAGCUGUCAUUGACGGCAAGUCUCUACCUGCCGACAAGAUCUCUUCUGGCACUUCUCAAGAGAAGAUUGCGGGUGACAUUAUGACGCUGUAUGGGUUUUCAAGGAAGAUGCGCGCUCGUCGCUUCGAUGAGGGAGCUCUGCGAGUCGACAAUGUCAAGCUCAACUUUCAGCUGGACGAGGAUGGCUUGCCACAUGACGCGACCGUCUCUCAUGGGCGGGAGGCAAACCAGUUGAUCGAAGAGUUCAUGCUGGCCGCGAACAUUGCGGUGUCGCAGCGCAUCGCAGCAGGCAUGCCCGAGACGGCAAUGCUCAGACGACACGAGAAACCAAUCGAACGGCGACUGGACGGCUUUGCCAGGAGAGCGAAGCAGAUGGGGUUCAACAUCGACGUCUCUUCAGCUGGAGCUCUACAUGCAAGCUUGCAGCAGGUGACGGACCCAAAGUCUCGCUUUGCGCUCGAAGCACUGGUCACAAAGGGGAUGCAAAAGGCCAAGUACUUUUGUGGUGGCAUGACCGACAUUGCAAAGUACGGCCACUAUGCUCUGAAUGUGCCGGUGUACACGCACUUUACCUCUCCCAUUCGACGCUAUGCCGACGUGAUGGUUCACCGUCAACUCGAUGCCGUCCUGCAGGGCUCAGACAGCUUCCCCGUUGACCGCGAAGGGAUGGCGAAGAUUGCCCAGCAGUGCAACGUCAAGCGUGAUGCAGCAAAGCUGGCUCAAGAGCAGUCGCAGCACCUCUACCUCUGCUUGUUGCUGCACGACUUGACCGUAAGGUAUGGACCUGUCGUUCGAGAGGCUACUGUUGUGGGCGUCUUGGAUGCAGCCUUUGACGUGGUGGUCCCCGAAUUUGGCAUCGAGAAGAGGGUUCAUCUGGAUCAGAUCCCUACGGAGCACCACACCUUUGACGAACGGACCAACGAGCUGAGCAUCUACUGGCGCAAGGGCGUGGACACGAUCUCUUGGCUCGCUGAGACGAAUGACGAUGCGCACCUCAGGGCUCUCAAGGAACGUGCCGAUCGCCACGAAGCUGCUAUCGCCAAUAGCAAGAUUGACGCUUCAUCGCAGGCGCAGGAGGACGAAGCGGCCUUGUUCGAAGACGACGACGACAACAUCGAUGGGUCCGCAGGCAAGCCUCUUGCGUCUGCUAGCAUGGGGCGCACGACGUCUAUGCAACGGGAGAAGAGUCGCACCUUCCGCGAGGACGAUGUGAGCUUUGUCGGCGUGCAGGCGCCGCCCAGUGGCCACAGUAUCCAGACGGUCAAGGUGCUGCAGACGAUUCCCGUGGUCAUCUCUGCGCGGGUGGGGGACAAGAGUCCGCCAGUGAUUACUGUCAUUGCAAUCAACCCGGCUGCAAAGAAGAAGUGAGAGGGUGGGAAGAGUGGGGAAAGAAUUGGGUGUGAUGUAGCAAUGGCGCAGACAGAGUGGGCUGUGGCUCCCUUACCUGGUGCUCCUACUGCGUGCGUAAGACCACCUUUUAUCAGUACUGUCCUUUAUCAUCGUCAUCGUGUUCAUCUUCAUCAUCUUGAAUAUCUCAUCAUCAGAAUCGUCAUCAUCAGUAUCGUCAUCAUCAUCAUCAUCAUUAUCAUUCUUCGUGAUCAUCCCAACUCGCGAG
Messenger RNA from Microstroma glucosiphilum, 5233 nucleotides. Its product is annotated as RNB-domain-containing protein. Bases 421 to 4986 code for a protein of 1521 amino acids. The record is from RefSeq and is a predicted model, not a curated record. The transcript is spliced from 2 exons. Gene Ontology annotation, molecular function: 3'-5'-RNA exonuclease activity; RNA binding. Gene Ontology annotation, cellular component: P-body; exosome (RNase complex). NCBI's taxonomy places the organism in Eukaryota, Fungi, Basidiomycota, Exobasidiomycetes, Microstromatales, Microstromataceae.